CGCUCCACCAGCAACGAGUAAACAGACAUCCAGGAUGAAUAGGAUGUCGUAAGGCGCUAAGUUUUCCAUGUUAACCGCCGUAAACGAUACGCAGCGACACCGAAACUUGCGGUGGUUAUUUCCUAAACGCAGAAAGUGACUGGAAAGGGCGCACUGAACGUCAAAGCGUUUGUAACAUUACAAUGGCAGCCGAGCAGCUGCGGAAUAAGAUGAUGCCAGAGCUAUGUUAAGCUAGCAUGCUAAGCUAAAUGCUAGCGACGGUCGAGCAAAGUUGGUUUUUGGAAUGGUAGUGCGCCGCGCGAGCUCCUCUGGACAUGUCAGCCGGAGCAGGAGCCGCUUCAGGCGGCUCUCUAGAGUCAACGUUAGACAGGAAGCUUCAGGGUGUCUCAAACACCAUGGAGUCGAUUCAAGGACUGUCAACGUGGUGCAUCGAUAAUAAGAAGUACCACAGCCUGAUUGUACGACACUGGAUGAAGUGCUUGAAGAAAUCUGAAUCCCCACACAGGCUCAACCUUAUCUACCUGGCCAACGAUAUCAUUCAGAACUGUAAAAGGAAAAAUGCCAUUGUUUACCGUACGGCAUUUGCAGAGGUGCUUCGAGAUGCCUUCCAGCUGGUCAACCUUGAUGGUGACCCUAAGGUUAUUAAAUCAGUGGAGAGGAUAUUGUCCAUCUGGGAGGAGAGGGGAGUGUAUUCAGGGACGCUGAUUACUGAACUCAAGAGUAUCUUGGUCAAAGAGGAGUCACCUCCUGAGACACCCGUGGAGCAAAAAACUCCAGUUGAGUCUAAAGCAGAUCUACGGUCCAAGGUUCUUGCAGAGUUUGUGCCUCAGGCACUAAUGGAUGAACUGUCGAAGUACAAGAGAUCUGUGGAGGAGGUUGACAUGAGAGAAAAACAACUGGCAGCUAUGAGGGUUGACAUCUGCAGCUCUGUGGCCCUUAAGAAGCUCAAAGAUAAGGCCGGAGGAAAGAAGUUUUCCAAGGAUUUCGAGGAAGGAAGUGCACAACUACAGGAGUUUGUCAAGUUCCUUGACAAACAAUGCAAAGCAGGGCCUCCUCUAAUGGAGGCCCUCAGCAACGCAGAUAUCUUCUACGAGAUGCAGUACAAGGAGGUCAAGAUUGUUGCCAAUGCCUACCAGACAUUUGCAAACAGGGUGUCCCACCUUAAGCGCAAGCUGGAUGCCCUGAAGGCCAACUUGCCAGACCUGGACGACUCGCCCAUCCCCUCACCCUCUGCAGAUGCACCGUCUCCAACUGGCUCAGAGUCCCCUUUUCAUGGUCUGGGAUUGGCUGACCCCGAUCCAGAUCUUGAUGGCUCUGCUAUGGAGGAUGAGGCAGAGCCACCGGCACCGAGCCCUCUGUCCUCACCAGGAGGAUCUCCUAAACGCAUGGGGACACUUGGGGAGAAUGACAAUCGUGAAGUGGAAGACAUGGAGCUUUCUGAUGAAGAAGUGGACAGCAUGGGUAUAAUUGUCGAAGACCAGAUCAAAUCCACCAACCUGGAGGUGUCUACUCCACUCCGUGCAAAACCUGAGCCAUCAGUGACAACAGAGCAGCCUAUCGCACAGGUCACACCUCCUGUAGUACCUUCUGCAGCAGCUUUGGAAAGUGUUGAUCUGGCUAAAAUUGGUUCAAUCCUCAACAGUUUAAGCUCAGUCAUGAAGAACACAGUACCAUUAGUGGAGAGUCCACCUGCAGCAGCCCCUGCUUUGUCCUCAUUGAAGACCACACCUGCUCCAUCUGUGGCUGCUCAGGAUCCCAGUUCCCUGGUAAACCUUCUUUCCGAGGUCGAUAUGAGUCCUGCAGACCUCCUCGGUGCGCUCUCCAAAGUCCAGGGCCAGGGCAGCUUCGAUGGCAUCGCUUCUCUCCUGAGCAGCCCAGCUACAAAUGUCUCCUCAGACUCCUCCAGUACAGGCAAGGUUCCACCUUCUCCCUCAUCCACAUCUGCAUCAGCAGUGCCCUCUCAGAGCCCAUCUCUCUCCUCUGUUACACCUUCAGGCAGCUCCACUAUGAGGCAGAGCACAAGCUCCCAAAAGACCCCUCAGGCAUCCAACCCAGCCUCUGCCCUGGUGCAGGCUCUCCAUACAGACAUGGAGUUGACAACAGAGCCUGAAACGUCCUUGUCUUCCAAGAGUUUAGAGUCUAAAAUCCACAGCUUCCUGCAGGGGAACCCAGCUUUUAGUGCAUUUGACUUGGAUUUCUCUUCACACCCAGUGCAAGGUGGCGAUACCCUCAGUCCAGUAACUGCGGCAGACACGCAGGGUGGGACUCCAGUGCGGGACGAGGGCGGAGGUACACCAACUCAAGAUGAGAUCAUGGACAAGCCUGCUGUAGCUUCGUUGAUUUCCAACACAAAUCAGUCAUCUAUUGGAGAAACUUUUGAAACGGCUCCUGUUGCAUACCAAAAGAACAGUCAGCAGAACUCCAACAAUUCCCAACAGCAAGCUCAUCUGCAACCAGAUGUGGCUCAGAACGGGCAGGUCUACCAGCCGUACCCAUAUGGCAAACAGGAAACGUCGGAGCAUGGCAUCACUGCACCUGUUGCACAUUACCAGCAGAUUUCUGCAGAAACUGGAGGGCCAGUGCCUGGAGAAAGAGCCCCGGGCAUUGCCAAUAGCACACAGACAGCUGAAGGCUUUCGGCGGGGUAGAGAAGGGGGUUGGUAUGGUGAUGUUUACCCAGAGGGGAACUCUCAGCAACCCGGAGGCUUCAAUGUGAUGGUCCCUGGAGGGGCUGGAGAAAACAAGACAUCAGGACUUUAUCCAUACCAAGUCAUGCAACCUCAUGAGUUAGGAUCCCAGCAGGGCGCCUCUGCACCACCUGAUUACUUCAGAAACAACCUCCCCCCUAUCCCGAAGUUCCCUCCACCUCCUCAUACUUUUAAGGUACCUCCUCCUGUCCCCAGUGGCGCGAUGAUUCCCCAAGGACAGCAGCCAAUGCCCCGUACAAACACAGGGGAGGCGCAUGGGUCCGGAGUCAGUAGUGUCAUCAGUGGGAUGGUGGUCCACGACCAUCAACACAAAUCCAUGUUUCAUUCAGAUGAUCCGCCGUAUGACCGACCUCGCCCUCCUCACCCUGAGGAUUUUCGCCCUCCUCGCCCUGAGGAUUUACGUCAUCACCCAGAGAAUCUGCAUUACCAGGAAGAACCCGAGUUUUACCACGAUAACCACCGCCGUCCCGAUGCCCCCUUCUUUCAAGAAGAGCCUUACCACCACACAGAGGAACCAUAUUACAGGCCAGGCAGCCCUCCACAGCACUACCCCAGAGUUCGAGCGCGCCUGACUCCCCCUCUCUCACCCUCAGAGGACCCAUACUUCGCACACGACUACCAACGUCACAGCCCCCCUCCUCCACACUAUGCUCCACGGAGACCGCCACCUCAUCCUGAAAUACGUCAUCCUGGUAUGCGGCCUCCCCUUCGGCCUCCCCACUCUGCACACCACCCACGCCCCAUAGGACCCCCACGGGCACCAUUUCCUCGGUUCCAUGGCCCCGAUCCAAGGAUGAGAGGCAAACGCCCAGGUCCAAGAGGAGGGGGCCCUAUGUUCGCGCCAAAAAGACCAUUUCCACCCCCACGAUACUGACCAGACAUGUAGCUUUGAACUCUUUAAAACACUGUGGAUGUCAUGAAGGCGGGGGCAGGACUUUAAGACUUGUAAUUUCCUCAGCGUUGAGCCCCACACCGGUCAUAAAAGUCUGAAAUGGAAAAUGUGUGUGGUGCAAGGUGGGCAUCAGGAGACAAAGUUUGACUGAAGAAGAAUUAAUUCAGCAGCUGCCAGGAGAAAAACAAACAGCGAAGAGCAUGGAGGAGAACUAGAGACAACACCACGAGAUGUAAAAGAGGUCGGAGGCUCUGAGAGGGCUGCUGAGCUGAGGAGCGAAGACAGAAGAUUAAAGAAAAUAAGAGGUGGAUAUAUAUAAUUCACUUUUUGUGUUAUUUGCUCCAGUAUGAAGCAUUGCAUUAAGUAUGUAAUUUAGUGUCAGUUUUUUAGAGGUCAGAGUGUGUGCAUGUUAUGCGGGUGAGCAUGCGGUCGAGUCUAAAUCAACCAGUCCCAGAUUUUGGAUCCGAAGCUAAUUUUUUGCUAAGAGAGCGAGAAAAAGAAUGUAGUCGAUGCAAUGUUUCUGCUGUUAUUUAGUUUUUCAGUGAGCAAUUUUUCUUCCUCCACGUCAGCAGUGCUAUCGCAGUAACUUUUUGCUAAAACGUUAAUUUAAAUUUCACCUGAUAAACAGAGUGUAUGUUAUAGAAUUUAUGUUCCUUCUACAAUACACGUUUGUUCCAACUCCGAAUGUUAUAUUUGUAAAGCGAUACACUCUUUCACGGCGCAAGAUCCCUUUCGGCGUUAGAUUUCCGUCUCGCAGAGCGGCACAAGUCUAAGCGAUGGGAGAAAGACGUGUGAGAGUAAUUUUUUUCAGCCUCCAACACCGACGCAGACGAAGCACGUUUUUGGAGGGGAUGAAGAUACUCGGGCUUCAGUUUCAUUUUACUUGUACUGACUAAUAAAAAUCUGAGUUUGAAAAAC
This is a messenger RNA of Acanthopagrus latus (yellowfin seabream), 4517 nucleotides long. RefSeq names its product regulation of nuclear pre-mRNA domain containing 2a (gene rprd2a). The coding region runs from base 315 to 3581 and encodes 1088 amino acids. Lineage: Eukaryota; Metazoa; Chordata; Actinopteri; Spariformes; Sparidae. The transcript has 10 exons. Gene Ontology annotation, cellular component: RNA polymerase II, holoenzyme. The record is from RefSeq and is a predicted model, not a curated record. Gene Ontology annotation, biological process: mRNA 3'-end processing. Gene Ontology annotation, molecular function: RNA polymerase II complex binding.